AUGAAGUCGUUGUCAGUAAUAGCAGCGCUGCUGGGCCUCUUGGCCGCCGGUCCUUGCAGCGCCUUUUCCACCGUCGCUCUGCCUGCCAACUUCAAGCCCCCACCAGUCUUUAAGAACACCAACUUGGUGCACGUCAUUUCGGUUGAAAAGGCCUACGCAAAAGAGCAGAUCAACGUCCUGCUGGAGAACAUCUCCGACAAGCCUCAAGAUGAAUACUUUUUGCCCUUUACCGCCGAGCAAAUUGCCCGAGUUGGUGCCCUCGAAGCAAAGCAUCGCAAGGAUGACACCGUUGGACCCUUUGGAGUUGACCUGGUUGAUUAUGAUGCUCUCAGCGACGUCCAGUACUACCGCGUUACGCUGCCCACGCCUCUCAAGGCUGGCGGCCAGUACCCUCUGGCCAUCUCUUGGGUAUACUUGAACUCGUAUCGCCCACUGCCGGCCUCGAUUGGCCAGGACGAGCAGCAGUUCCUGGUGUACGACUUCUCCCUCUUCGCGCCAUCGGCUUAUACGACCUUGAAGCAAAAGACCGAGGUCAAGUUCUCGACCGUUACUAUCCCAGACUACACCACGACAUUCGGUCCCGAAGGCCAGAAGUAUCCUGAAAAGCUUGGCAGCAAGAUGCUAUACGGUCCCUUUGACGAGCAGCCUGCCGGCGCUUUCUUCCCCGCGCAGGUCAGAUUCGAGUUCACCAAGCCCGUGAUCCACGUGUCGACUCUCGAGAGAGAUAUCGAAGUCAGCCACUGGGGUGGCAACGUUGCCUUUGAGGAGAGAUACACUCUGUACCAUCUGGGUGCCAACCUCUCUACCCAAUUCAACCGCGUCAAGUGGGCGCAAUCUCAGUUCUAUAACCCUGCUUCCACAGCCUUGAAGGAGCUCAAGUUCCCUCUUCAGAUUGGGAGCGUUGACCCUUACUUCACAGACGCCAUCGGAAACGUGUCAACCUCUCGGUUCAGGAGCAGCAAGCGAGAGGCCAUGCUGGAGCUGAAGCCACGCUACCCCGUGUUUGGCGGCUGGAAGUAUCCGUUUACCAUUGGCUGGAACACCAACGCUGCUAACAUCUUGCGCAACACUGCCGAUGGAGGCCAUGUGCUCAAGAUCCCCUUUAUGGAGGGACCCAGGCAGGCCGAGGGUGUGGAGUACGGCGAAGUCAACGUCCGAGUCCUCUUACCCGAGGGAUCUGAAAACGUCAAAUUCUACACCAGCCUUCCCGACUCAUCGAUUGUUGAAACAUCCGUUGGUGUUCACAAGACCUAUCUCGACACCAUUGGCCGGACAUCCGUGACCAUCAAGGCCAAGAACCUAGGAGACGAAUUCCGAUUCCGUGAUCUCAUCAUCACAUACGAGACUCCGUUGGCUGGCACUCUCCGCAAGCCCGUGGUGGUCUUUGCAAGCAUGCUUGCAGUAUAUGCCGCGGCGUGGGCACUUGGAAAGGUGCAGGUGUACCUGUACGGUGAUGUUGACGAUGGCCUCUUGUCCAGCUCCUCAUUGGACAAUGCAGGACCUACAAGCACUGCGAUGACGCCAUUAGCGCCUCGCGAUGAUGCAGGUGUUCAAGUCAAAUCUGUUGAACAAGACAACAAAAAAGCCGUCAACACAGAGAUCCAAUCGCCAGAUCUAGAACCUCUUGUGCUACCCAGUCCAAACGAUUGCACAAAGCGACACAACCACAGCCUACAAACAAUGUGUUUCCGCGUGGAGCCAAAGGCCAAAUACUACUACCAGGAGGAAAUCAUUCCUUCGCGGCCGCACCGCCAUCAUCACCACCAUCACCACCACUCGCCGCGGGCCAGCUACUCGGCGGUUGAGCGCUACAGCCCGCGGGUCAGCACCAGCAGCUACAGACGCAGCGUGCCCUCGAGGGUCGUGUAUGAGGAGACGACGCGGAGUCGGUACUGA
This is a messenger RNA of Trichoderma aggressivum f. europaeum, 1896 nucleotides long. RefSeq lists its product as uncharacterized. Bases 1 to 1896 code for a protein of 631 amino acids. The transcript is spliced from 5 exons. The record is from RefSeq and is a predicted model, not a curated record. NCBI's taxonomy places the organism in Eukaryota, Fungi, Ascomycota, Sordariomycetes, Hypocreales, Hypocreaceae. Gene Ontology annotation, cellular component: membrane; oligosaccharyltransferase complex.